Molecule: messenger RNA, 190 nt
Organism: Dentiscutata heterogama
Lineage: Eukaryota; Fungi; Glomeromycota; Glomeromycetes; Diversisporales; Gigasporaceae
Source: the annotation of a GenBank genome assembly
CUUUCGAACUUUUUUUAUUCCUGCUACUACAUCCAAUACACCUCUGAUGGAUCUCUCUGGAACUUCAGACAAACAAAACAACAGCAAUAUAACAACCAAUAUACCUGAUAACUCUCCGCCGCUAAAGAAGAAAAAAACUAUAGAAAAUAAAAGCAACAACACCAACUCAAACAUCUAUCCUCGGCCUUUA